GUUCUUCUCCGGCUCCGCGUGUUAGGUCGCGAUUUCGCUGCUACAGCUGCUGUGCUGGCCCUAGCACGCUGCUUCUCCUUCUUGCCACUGCUUGAGGCCUCGAGGGGUCCGCGGGUACUCGGCCCCGCUAGCUGCGUGAUUCUUCUCAAGUUCUCAUCCGAAUCCUAGAUUGGCUUUGGCUGCUGAGGUUUUGGGGAAGUGCUUUGCUUCUUUGAUGGAGGCUUGUCGGAGCUGAAUCUCGCCUCGAGUUUUAGUUAGUCGUCUUCGGAUCUUCCCUUUCUUUUUCUGGUGGGGGUUCUUCGCCAUUUGGGGAGUUAAAUCCCAACUGGGAUUUUGUCGGCUGCUUGAGUUCCUUGGUUCCGCAAGUUUUGGAUGCGCUGUGAUUCGUUGGCAGAUGGUGAGCUUGUGAUGUCAAUUUGGAUUAAACAUGUUUCUCUGCUGUGCUCAAGUGGGAGAACAAGAAGUCCGCCUUCACAGUAGUUAUUUGUCACAACUCGCAAGCAGAAAAUGCACCCAUAUUCACUUAAGAGUUCCAAGGGAGCACCAAUCCUUCCGCGACCGGUCUUCGUUUUCUUUGUUGCAUUAUGUGGAUUCUAUGUCUACUACCUUUCCUUCAAUCAGAUUACACUAGGAAACAGAAGAGAAGGGUAUAAUGGAGAAGAACAAAGGGCAAAAAUUUGCAGAAAGCCUUCUAUGCCAUAUGAGGAGCUCCGUUACGUGCACUUUCCAAAACCUACAAGUUAUAGCAGGGGAGAAUGCUCAUGUACUCCUGUUCGAUUCUUUGUAAUUGUGUCUAUGCAAAGAUCGGGAAGUGGAUGGUUUGAGACCUUGCUAAAUAGUCACCCUAACAUUAGUUCGAACGGAGAAAUCUUUAACAGGAUGGAUAGAAGAGAAAAUAUAUCAUCCAUCUUACAAACACUUGACAAACUUUAUAAUUUGGACUGGCUCACCAGUGCAGCGAAGAAUGAGUGCACAGCUGCAUUUGGACUGAAAUGGAUGCUUAAUCAGGGAAUUUUGGAAAAUCGUGAUGAUAUAGUUAGUUAUUUGAACAAGAAGGGUGUCUCCAUAAUAUUUCUGUUCAGGAGAAACACAUUACGCCGGGUUAUAUCUGUGUUGGCCAAUGACUAUGACAAAGAUGCUAAGCAGUUGAAUGGAACUCACAAGUCUCAUGUUCACUCAAAAGAAGAGGCUGAUAUAUUAGCAAAAUUCAAACCAAAGCUGGAUCCAUCGACUCUGAUUGCAAAUAUCAGAAACAUUGAGAAGGCCAUCAAAGAUUGCUUGGAUCACUUCAAGAGUACACGGCACAUGAUCCUGUAUUAUGAGGAUAUAAUUGGCAAUAGCAAUGUAGUGAACUCAUUUAACAAAUGCCCUAAUUCCAGAUCAACAAAUUCACAGGUUAUUGAUAGCAUCUCUGUGCACGCAGGCACUUUCCCAGGUGCAGGAGUUUCUGAGAGUUCCGGUGAGGCCGCUGAUGAGCAGGCAGGUGAAAAUUCACACGAGGCCACUGCCAGACCUCGUCAAGAACUGGGAGGAGGUGAGCAGCAAACUGAACGGCACAGAGUUUGCUCACUUGCUUGAUGGUUCAGAUUACGGCAAAUGAGAUAUACACAUACUGAUGUGAGCAGCGGGUUAUUCGUAUUUGGAGUUAUAGUUGCAAACAUGCUUAUGAUUCUUUUGUACAGAUGAAUUUUGUAAAGAGCAAGGAGAUCGGAAUGAGUUGUAGAAAAUUUUCCUGUUUUGCCCGUUUCUUUAUUGUUACGAUAACCACUCAACUGUUCAGAAUGUAGCUACUUCCUCCUUCCACGUUUAUAAGGCGUGGUGGAACAUGACACGGUCUACUAAA
Molecule: messenger RNA, 1843 nt
Organism: Panicum virgatum (switchgrass)
Lineage: Eukaryota; Viridiplantae; Streptophyta; Magnoliopsida; Poales; Poaceae
Product: nodulation protein H-like
Exons: 6
Coding region: 508-1578 (356 amino acids)
Source: RefSeq, a predicted model, not a curated record